UUUCGGGUGAGGAGCUUGGUUUCAUUUCAGCAACGGCUGACUUUCGAUCCUACCACUGUUUGUCCACUCUCGCCAAAUAGAAACAAAGAAUACACAGUCAACUGACGUAGCGAUCUUUACUAAUGAUUGUCAGUCGCGUAGAAGGUAGCCUCCCUUCAAGGGACUCUUGCAGAUGUUCUUGUAAGCCCAUACUCGUCACAGCCUCAUAAAUGGCUUCGUGUCGAUGCUUUAUCUCAUACAGCAAAAGGAAACAUGGCGGCAGAAAAAGGAAGAGUUCAUCAAAGCUCGCGCAGACGUUUUAGAAAAGCUGCAUAAAGUUCUUACUCAAGUUCAUGAGGAAACUGGAAUACUUCUUAUUAAGCCAAAGGAUUUGAUUCCACGGCUGGAAGAUAUUAGAGAGGACGUGAAAGAAAUCAAGGAAGACGACAUUUCGGCUGCUGCAAAUAUUCCUAAGCUGCGCGCAAAACUUCGUAAAGCAGAGCUACAAGCUCAAGUGGCAGCAGAGAAGGAACCACCCCUGUCUGAUGUGGAGGGUACGUGUGCAACGCGUGAGAGGGGCCAGGAAGCUUCAUGGAAGGUCAUGUCAUCGCUUGCUCCUGCUAUGGUCACAACACCAAGAAUAUUGGACAUGGAUAUCAAUCGCAGCCGUGAUGUAGCUAAGGAAAUUUUGACCAAUGUAAGCGAAGCUUCAACGACGUCCAAAUCCGUCAGCAUUCCUCCAAUGAGGUUUUUCCCUAUGCUUUAUGGUUACUACAAACAGCCUCACACCGGAAUCCGUAGAACGAGAAGCGAACCUGCUCAAUCGCGAAAAAAAUCUGUAAAGAGCUUCCAAUCCAGAGAAACAUUUCUUCCUCCGAUAGCUACACUUUAUCCUGAGAACGACCAGACACAGGAUUCUUAAUUAUUCAGAAAAAAAUUUUAAAACUGCGAUUUGGAUUUCGUGAAAACAUAGAAACAUGUAAAAUAAAAUUUUCUUUAGUCGUUGCAGACUUUUGUUGA
Molecule: messenger RNA, 999 nt
Organism: Pocillopora damicornis (cauliflower coral)
Lineage: Eukaryota; Metazoa; Cnidaria; Anthozoa; Scleractinia; Pocilloporidae
Source: RefSeq, a predicted model, not a curated record